Meleagris gallopavo (turkey) is the source of this 745-nucleotide messenger RNA. The record is from RefSeq and is a predicted model, not a curated record. NCBI's taxonomy places the organism in Eukaryota, Metazoa, Chordata, Aves, Galliformes, Phasianidae.
AGCAAGAUUAUCCUGUUUCUUCCUCCUGUGUAUCUUCUGCAAGGGCUCUCCCCACCACUCCUGAUGCUUCUUGCCGUCUGGAAGUCUAGAAACAGCUUCUUGCCGUCUAGAAAGGCUUCAGCACUCCAAGGUUUCUACUAAUAAUAUCCGCAACUCGUGAGGGAAACAGCAGAGCAUUCCUGUGGCUCCCAGAGACUUUAUAAAUACUUGCCCAACUAAAGACAGCUUACAACUCUACUUUGCUUCAGAAUCUCACAGAUCUGAUGGAAAUUCUCAGCUUAUGAGAGAGAAGAGUGCUAGAAGUGUUGGAUCAAGCAGCCUGAAGACCAUGGAGGGAGACUGUCUGAGCUGCAUGAAGUACCUGAUGUUUCUUUUCAAUUUUUUUAUAUUUCUGGGAGGAGCAUGCCUUCUAGGAGUUGGGAUCUGGGUCAUCGUGGAUCCAACAGGUUUUCGAGAGAUCGUGGCUGCCAACCCUCUGCUCUUCACAGGAGCAUACAUCAUGCUGGCAAUGGGAGCAAUGCUCUUUCUGCUGGGUUUCCUUGGCUGCUGCGGUGCCAUCCGUGAGAACAAAUGUCUCCUACUUUUUUUCUUCAUGUUUAUUUUGUUAAUCUUCUUUUGCCUACAUAAAAUGAAGGUUAUUAACCUGACUGCAAAAGGACCUACUGGGGAGUUAAGUGUCACGUGGAGGGGAUUAUUACAUUUUGAAAAGAAUUCGUGCUGCCGACUGUAACAUAAUAAAUAUAUU